AUGCCGCAGCAGAACAAGCGCAAGGCGGAGGAGGACGCCGCCGAUGCGGACGCCAGCAACUUCCUGGAGGAAGCCCAGCGCUCUGUUGAUUUCCUUUUCUCGUCGACCGUCGUACUGCCAGGUGACGACAUCACGGACACGCUCACCAAGACAACGCGUCGCGUCAAACUUGGCUCCGGGCUCAAGCAGCUACCAGAUGAGCGGAUUGUAUGCACCAAUGCCGGCGUUCUCCGUUAUCGACCAGCAAACCGCUACUGGGUCGAGUUCAACCACAAACGCUAUAUUGCGUCGAUGGACGACGGCGUCAUUGGCAUCGUAACUGACCGCAAUGCCGAGUUCUACCGCGUGAACAUUGGAGCAGCUGCCAGCGCUACUUUAGGCUCACUAGCGUUCGAUGGUGCAACGAAGAGGAACCGUCCGAGUCUUCGUCUCGGAUCUCUCGUGUAUGCUCGCGUGAGUAAGACCAACCCAGAUGUAGAGCCUGAAAUCACUUGCGAAGCUCCUCCAAGUGUGACCAAGAAGGAUUGGAUGACUGGCUUGGCCAUCUACGGUGAGCUAAACGAUGGCUACGUAUUUAAGACGUCCAUUGGCCUAGCAAAGUCACUACUGCACGAAGAUUGUCAGGUGUUGGCGUCUUUGGGAAAGAAGCUGGCGUUUGAGGUGGCAGUUGGAGUCAACGGUGUCGUGUGGGUAAACGCCAAGACUACGAAGAAUAUCACGAUCAUUUCCAACGCCAUCAUGAACUCCGAGACGAUGUCUCCCAGCGAAGUCGACGCUAUGGUGUCUCGGCUUGUGGAAGACGCCGACGACGCUUAA
Molecule: messenger RNA, 816 nt
Organism: Phytophthora nicotianae INRA-310
Lineage: Eukaryota; Oomycota; Peronosporomycetes; Peronosporales; Peronosporaceae
Exons: 5
Coding region: 1-816 (271 amino acids)
Biological process (GO): U4 snRNA 3'-end processing; TRAMP-dependent tRNA surveillance pathway; poly(A)-dependent snoRNA 3'-end processing
Cellular component (GO): nuclear exosome (RNase complex); cytoplasmic exosome (RNase complex)
Molecular function (GO): RNA binding
Source: RefSeq, a predicted model, not a curated record